AUGAUGUUCAAAAUCAUCGUGGAGCUAGCCCUCGUGGGGGCGAUCGCCUCGGUGUUCGUCGUCGCAGCCCAAGGCCGUGCUCAAGAAAGGGCCGCUGAGGAAGCAUCAGGGCGGGAAUAUAUGAGAUCCCUCGACGAAGUCAUGGGAAAGGCAAAAAAUCGCCUAUCAUUAGCCUCGUGGGCUUAUGAUUCCAAUAUAACGCAAUAUAAUGAGGAUAAAUUCUUACAAGUUUCGUUAGAAAUCGCCGAAGAAGAAAAAGAAUAUUGGAAGGAAACUAUGACCUACGCGUGGCACGAGUUCUAUGACGACGAUUUGAAGCGUAUGUUUAAAAAGUAUUCUGUUUUGGGUACUUCAGCAUUGCCAGAAGAUCUGAACCAGAGGCUCAUUCAAUCAAUUAGUAACAUGAAGUCAACAUACGCAAAAGCAACUAUCUGUGAUUUUAAAGACCAGUCCAAAUGUGAUUUGACUAUUGAGCCAGGGGUAACUGAUAUAUUUAGUAGCAGCGAAAACGCUGAAGAGCUAAAGCAUGCUUGGUUGGAGUGGCAUAAAGCAGCUGGGGCUGCAUCUAAAUCGAACUUCACGGAAUAUGUCAACAUGUACAAUGAAGCAGCGAAAUUAAAUGGUUUUGACAACGUCGCUCAAUGGUGGCUCAGCGAGUACGAAACCGAUGAUAUCGAGGAACAGUUGGCCAAUCUAUGGACGCAGGUCAAGCCGCUGUAUCAGCAGAUCCACGCAUACGUUAGAAGGCAUCUGCGACUCAAAUAUGGGGAAGAUGUUGUGUCUGCUAAGGGCCCUAUUCCAGCUCAUCUUCUAGGAAACAUCUGGGCUCAAACAUGGGGUGGAGUUGAAAAAUUCACAAAACCAUUUCCAGAUAAGCCAGACGUUGAUGUAACUCACGCGUUUGUUAAGCAGAACUACACACCAUUAAAGUUCUUCGAAAUGUCUGAAGACUUUUUCAAAUCACUCAAUUUAAGCGGAAUGCCCGAGUUGUUUUGGGAGCGGUCAAUCAUUGAGAAACCAAAAGAUGGUCGAAACCUUGUAUGCCACGCCUCAGCUUGGGACUUCUUUGAUGGACAAGAUUUCAGGAUCAAGCAAUGCACAUCAAUCACUAAAGCUUUCUUUACGACGACUCACCACGAAAUGGGACACAUACAGUAUUACUUACAAUACAAAGACCAACCAAUCAUUUAUCGAGCAGGAGCUAACCCAGGUUUUCACGAGGCAGUUGGUGACGUCAUUUCCCUAUCAGUAUCAACUCCAAAACAUCUAAAAUUAGUUGGUUUGCUCGAAGAUGGACCAGAUGACAACGAAUCUAACAUCAAUCAAUUAUAUAAAAUGGGUUUAGAUAAAAUUGUGUUCCUACCGUUCGCUUAUCUCUUGGACCUGUACCGCUACGGAGUAUUUCGCGGCACAACUUCACCAGAGGAAUAUAAUUGUCACUUCUGGCAACUGAGGGAGUCCAUCCAGGGAAUAGAGCCUCCAGCACCGAGGAGUGAAAACGACUUCGAUCCUGCCGCGAAGUACCACGUCUCCGCUGAUGUCGAAUAUAUGCGCUACUACAUCUCGUACAUAAUACAGUUUCAAUUCCAUCGCUCUCUAUGUCAGUUGGCUGGACAAUACUCUCCAGGUGAUUCCAGCAAACUCCUCUCCAACUGCGACAUAUACAAAAGUACUGCGGCUGGUAACGCUUUGAAGGACAUGCUGAAACUCGGCUCCUCUCGACCAUGGCCUGAUGCAAUGGAGGCUCUAACGGGUCAGCGAAACAUGGACGCGAGCGGAGUCAUGGAAUACUUCCAGCCUCUUCAUGACUGGCUGAAGGCGGAGAAUGAAAGGACCGGGGAACACAUUGGUUGGGAACCUAGUACUGUUCAAUAUUGUGAUCCAGAACAAAGAAACUACAUGGACCAAGGAAGGCUUGCUAAAGUAAACUAUUUAAAAAAGGAUCCAUUGAAAUAG
Pieris macdunnoughi is the source of this 1956-nucleotide messenger RNA. NCBI's taxonomy places the organism in Eukaryota, Metazoa, Arthropoda, Insecta, Lepidoptera, Pieridae. The record is from the annotation of a GenBank genome assembly.